Pichia membranifaciens NRRL Y-2026 is the source of this 2538-nucleotide messenger RNA. RefSeq lists its product as hypothetical. The coding region runs from base 52 to 2397 and encodes 781 amino acids. Gene Ontology annotation, biological process: protein O-linked glycosylation via mannose. Lineage: Eukaryota; Fungi; Ascomycota; Pichiomycetes; Pichiales; Pichiaceae. Gene Ontology annotation, molecular function: dolichyl-phosphate-mannose-protein mannosyltransferase activity. The record is from RefSeq and is a predicted model, not a curated record. The transcript has a single exon. Gene Ontology annotation, cellular component: membrane; endoplasmic reticulum.
GAUCUCUUACGUUGAAAAGUUACAGCCGCCAUACUUGAACAUAUAAAUUAAAUGCCAAUAAAGCAACGCCGUGUAGACGGUAAACCAUUGUCACGAAACAAGGGAAUUAAUGUUUCAAUUGUGGUGGACGGUAAGACCGUCGAGAACACCAGCAGAAAGUCAAAUCGCAAGAGGUCGAUUUGCUUUACUACCUUUAUGGUGCCGCUAUUGUUGACUAUAGUAUCUUUCUACUUGAGAUAUUACGAACUAGGUGCAAAUAAUACCGUUGUUUGGGAUGAAGCCCAUUUUGCAAAGUUUGGGUCAUUCUACAAUAGACAUACCUUUUAUCACGAUGUUCAUCCUCCAUUAGGUAAAAUGCUUUGUGGGCUCUCAGAAUGGUUGGUUGGAUAUGACCCAAGUCAGAACCCAGAUUAUAACUUUGAAUCAGGCUCGGAAUACCCUGAACAAAUCAACUAUUUUGGAAUGAGGCUUUUCCAGAUUUGUUUCAGCUCACUACUUGCUCCUAUCUCUUGGCUUACGUGUCAAAGUUUAAAUGUGAAUCUACCAACAAGUUAUCUGAUUUCACUCAUGAUCUGCCUAGAAUCAAGCUUUAUUGUCUUAGGAAAGUUUGUCCUUUUGGAUUCGUUCUUAUUCAUAUUUACUGCCACUACAUUCUUAUGUCUAGCACAAGUGCAUAGAUAUAGGUCAACCGAAGGAAAAUCCAGGAAGCAGUCAUACUGGUUAGCCCUGUUAGGCUUGAGUAUUGGGUGUGUGUGCAGUGUCAAGUGGGUCGGCCUGUUUGUGACAGCAGUGGUUGGUAUCUAUACCAUUAUUGACCUUUGGGUCAAAUUCUGGGACACCAAUUUUUCGUGGCUCAAGUACGCCAAAAUUUGGCUCAAGAGAAUAAUAUGCUUGAUUGUCAUACCAACUUCUCUCUACAUCUUAUUUUUUAGGAUCCAUUUGGAUUUAUUAUAUUUACCAGGUGAUGGGAGUGGAUCAAUGAAUACUUUAUUCCAAGCCAACAUGGCCUCAACAGACAUACUUGCACAACCUAGAUAUGUUCAACUAAACGAUGAAAUAACAUUGCGAUCUCAAGGUAUGAACUCUAAUCUUUUACAUUCACAUCAACAGGUCUAUCCUGGUGGCAGUAACCAGCAUCAGAUCACGACAUAUGGCUUCAAAGAUACCAAUAAUAUUUGGAGAAUUAGUAAUUCCCGUUCUGGUAACAAACUAACUGGUUUCUUGAAAGAUGGGGAUGAAAUACGUCUGUCGCAUCUUUUGACUCAGGGAAAUUUGCACUCUCACGAAGUUCCUGGUCACGUUAGCAAAAAUUAUAGGGAGGUUUCGGGGUAUGGAUCUGAUGAAGUUGGCGAUUCCAAAGAUGAUUGGGUCGUGGAAAUUGUCUCUCAACUUCACUCUUCAAAUGUGACAUACGCCGAGCUUAAUGAGAAUGACGAACAGUUUGAGAAGCACGUGCACCCAGUGUCGACUACUUUUAGACUAAGGCAUAAAGUUCUUGGAUGUUACCUUGGAACCACAGGUAAAAGUUAUCCCACUUGGGGAUUUCAACAAGGUGAGGUUGUCUGCCUAGAUGCUCCAGCAAUUAAUUCCAUAGGUUCGAUCUUCAACACAGCUGCAAAUUGGAAUAUAGAGACGGUAGAAAAAACAACAUUUGAGGCUGACGAAGAUUAUGGGUAUCCAAAGUCAAGUUUCUUCAAAGACUUUAUUCAGCUUCAGCGUUCCAUGGCAGCUUCGAAUAAUGCACUCACCCCAGACCCAUCUAAGAACGAUAGUAUUGCUUCUUCAUGGUGGCAAUGGCCACUAAUGUUAGGUGCUAUCAGAAUGAGCGGAUGGUCACCUCAUGUCAGAAAAUACUAUAUGUUUGGGAACCCUUUCAUCAUCUGGUUUACAACAUUAUGCCUCCCUCUCUAUGUUGCGACUCUAGCUAUAAUAGCAUUCAAAUGGAAACACCAGACCUUGUCUCUUGAUGAAUACUCUUUGUGGAAAAUUUUCAUGACAGGUAUUGUCCCAUUUCUCGGCUAUGUUUUCCACUAUCUUCCAUUCAUUGUAAUGGGUAGAGUCACCUAUUUUCAUCACUACAUGCCAGCAUUAUACUUUGCCAUUUUUAUGUGCGGCUUCUCCAUAGAUCAAAUAACUUCCAGUUGGAAUAAAUUCAUGAGAGCGGCUGUGUUUGCUUUUCUAUAUGCUGUGACCAUCAUCUUUUUUGUUCUUUUCAGUCCUACCUGUCUUGGAAUGGUAGGGGUUAUAGAGAAUUACCGCUACAUUAAUUGGCUUCCUGCUUGGCAAUUCAGUGUCUACACACCCAUCGGUGAAAGUGCAAAACAGUUCAUUCCAUUCGUUAAAGAUAACAUAGGCUCGAUCAUUUCCAAGCUCUGGUUUAGUUCUAGCGCACCAUAGUCAACUUUUGAUUGAUUAGUGUUUUACUUCCUUUUUACUGAAUGAUCUAAUCUCUUAUAAGCAUUAUUUUUUUUGUAGGAUACUGUAGGCCACAUUUUAUAACGUUUACACAAAAGCCUUUUUAAGGUACCUAUUCCACUG